Molecule: messenger RNA, 2649 nt
Organism: Solanum stenotomum
Lineage: Eukaryota; Viridiplantae; Streptophyta; Magnoliopsida; Solanales; Solanaceae
Product: putative late blight resistance protein homolog R1A-10
Exons: 2
Coding region: 28-2649 (873 amino acids)
Biological process (GO): defense response to other organism
Molecular function (GO): ADP binding
Source: RefSeq, a predicted model, not a curated record
UCAGACACGUAAGAGAGAUUACGAGAUAUGGCUUAUGCUGCUAUUACUUGUCUUAUGAGAACCAUACACCAAUCAAUGCAACUUACUGGACGUGAUUUGCAACCGUUCUAUGAAAAGCUCAAAUCUUUGAGAGCUAUUCUGGAGAAACCAUGGAAAGCAACAGACGAUCUCGAGGCAUUAACAAACUUGGAAGCUGAAAUCGCAGAGGUAGCAUACAGUGCAGAGGAUAUGGUUGACUCGAAAUCAAGAAAUGUUCUUUUUGCACAAAAGGCAAAGAAUAAAGCAAGAGCUUUCUGGGAACUCUGUUGUUCCUUGGAACAAGAGGUAGAACGCAUUGAUUCCCUCAUGAUGCAGUGGUUGGCAAUAUGGAACUGGUACAGUAAAAUCAAAGAUUUGAAAGCACGAAAGUUUUCUCUAGCAGCUAGUAUACCUGAACAUGCUGUAGAGCAGCCCGAGAAUAUAAUGGUUGGCCAUGAAAAUGAAUUCGAGAUGAUGCUCAAUCAAGUUGCUGGAGGAGAAAGGGAACUAGAAGUUGUCUCAAUUGUAGGUAUGGGAGGCAUUGGCAAGACAACUUUGGCUACAAAACUCUAUAGCGAUCCACGCAUGAUGUCUCACUUUGACAUUCUUGCAAAAGCUACUGUUUCGCAAGAGUACUGUGUGAGAAAUGUUCUCCUAGACCUUCUUGGUUCGAAAAGUGAGGAACCUGAUGAUCAACUAGCAGACCAACUGCAAAAGCUUCUAAAAGGCAAGAGAUACUUGGUAGUAAUUGAUGACAUAUGGACUACAGGAGCUUGGGAUGAUAUAAGACAAUGUUUCCCAGACUGUAAUAAUAGAAGCCGAAUACUCUUGACUACUCGGAAUGUGGAAGUGGCUAGAUAUGCUAGCUCAGGUAAACCUCCUUAUCACAUGCGCCUCAUGGAUUUUGAUGAAAGUUGGAGUUUAUUGUACGAAAAGGUCUUUGUGAAAGACUCUUUUCCCUCUGAAUUUGAGCAACUUGGUAAACAAGUUGCAUUGAAAUGUGGAGGAUUGCCUCUAGCAAUUAUUGUGAUCGCGGGACUUCUCUCCAAAACCGGCAAAACUUUGGAUGAGUGGCAAAGUAUUGCCGAGAACGUAAGUUCAGUGGUAAGAACAGAUCUUGAAGGACAAUGCAUGAGAGUUUUGGCUUUGAGUUACCAUCUCUUGCCUUCUCACCUAAAACCGUGCUUUCUAUAUUUUGCAAUUUUCCCAGAGGAUGACCUGAUUUUUGUUGAUAAACUUGUGGGGUUAUGGGUUGCAGAGGGAUUUUUGAAGGUAGAAGAGAUGGAAAAUAUAGAAGAAGUGGCAGAAAAAUGUUUAACAGAUCUUGUAGAUAGAAGUUUAAUUUCCAUCAGUCAUUCAAAAUUUGAUGGAAAAAAAGAGAGUUGUAGAAUGCACGAUGUGACCCGUGAACUCUGCUUGAGGGAAGCUCGAAAUGUGAAUUUUGUCAAUGUUCUCAGAGGAACGAGUAAUCAAAAUCCAUGUACACAAUCCAUCCAGUGUUCCUGUACAAGUCGAGGUCGGAUCAGUAUCCAUAAUGAGGAAGAAUUGGUCAGGUAUCGUAACAGUGAGCCUCAUUCUAUUAUCAUGUUUGGAAAUUACCAACAGUUUGAGCCAGAGUUGCCUUUCAAGCUAGUAAGAGUACUAGAUCUUGCUUCUAUUUCCUGUCCAACUUUUCCCAGUGGAAUACUUUCUUUAACUCACUUGAGAUACCUAGCUUUGUCUUUUCGUCUCGUAGAGAAGUAUCUACGAUUCGAAGAAGAGGUUCCCUCAUCAAUAAUAGAAAUUCCUCCAUCGAUAUCAAGCCUAUGUUAUAUGGAAACUUUGAUACUUGACUUUUCACAGUUCUUUGCUAAAACUGCUUUGAUGUUACCAUCGGAAAUCUUGAUGAUGCCGCUGUUGAGGCACCUCCAUUUGACCUGGAAUUAUUUGCACUAUCAUGGAAUUACAGAGAAAAGUUUGGUUUUAAAAAAAUUGCAUCGUCUCUCUGGAUUGAAUCCUAGGUACUGUACCAGUUCUUUCUUUAGACCAUUUCCCAAUUUGAAGGAGUUGCAAAUACGUGGCUUAUUUGAAGACUUUUGUAGUCGCAAAGACCUGUAUGAUUUUCGCUACUUAGAUCAGCUCGAAGAAUUGGAAUUUCAUCUUGGAAAUCCUUUGAGUUUUGAUAGGAGACCUGUGUCGUCACCUUUGCUCCUACCUCCUCCGUGUGCUUUUCCACAAGGUCUUAAGAAUUUAGCUUUCACCGGACAGUUCUUCUUGCCAUUGAAGGAUUUGAGCAUUGUUGGUAAAUUACCCAAACUCGAGUCCCUUAAGCUGGAUUAUGAUGCCUUCAUAGGCGACGAGUGGGAAAUAGCUGAGGAAGGGUUUCCUCGCUUGAAGUUCUUGGUACUGAAAUAUUUAGACUUCCGGCACUGGAGAGCCAGUAGUGAUCACUUUCCCUGCCUUGAACGACUGAUUAUUUGUGCUUGCUUGAAGUUGGACUCAAUCCCCCAAGAUUUCGCAGAUAUAACCACACUUGCUCUAAUUGAUAUAUACAACUGUGCACAAGCUGUUGGGAAUUCCGCUAAGCAAAUUCAACAGGACAUUGAAGACAACUAUGGAGGUUCUAUUGAGGUCUAUAUCGGUGAUCUGUAA